UGUGCGCACGCGCCCAGACAGCCUGGUAAUGGCUGCGCCCGAAGGGUCGCUGCGAAAACGGAAGGUCGGAGAUGCGGAUCAGGGUCCAGCGUCGCCACCCGCUCCGGCUGGAGAUCCUGGGGCCUCUCCAGCUCGGCUGCGCACGGGCACCUUCUGGCUGACCAGGGUCGUGCUCCUGCAGGCCCUCGCUUUCAUUUACUUUGUGGCCUUCUUGGUGGCAUUCAAUCAGAACAAGGCCCUUAUUGGUGACCGGGGCCUGCUGCCCUGCAGACUAUACCUGAAGAAUGUCCAGCAGUACUUCCAGGGCAAGACCGGCUGGGCUGCCUGGAGCUAUUCUCCAACCAUUAUGUGGCUGUUGGACUGGUCAAACAUGAACUUCAACCUGGACCUCCUUGCUCUCCUUGGGCUGGGCCUCUCAUCCUUUGUCCUGGUGACCGGCUGUGCCAACAUGAUACUCAUGGCUGCCCUCUGGGUCCUCUACAUGUCCCUGGUCAACGUAGGGCAGAUCUGGUAUUCUUUUGGUAAGUGACAAUCAUGCAGAAAAAAACUCUGCGAGGGCUUGCCUUGUGUGUUGGGGAUGGGAGUCACAGCUGCUGGAAACAGGAUUCCUGGGAAUCUUUCUGUGCCCUCUCUGGACGCUGUCCCGCCUCCCCAAGCACACCCCCACAUCCCGAGUUGUCCUGUGGGGCUUCCGCUGGCUGAUCUUCAGGAUCAUGCUUGGAGCGGGUCUAAUCAAGAUCCGUGGGGACAAGUGCUGGCUGGACCUGACCUGCAUGGAUUUCCACUAUGAGACUCAGCCAGUGCCCAACCCAAUGGCCUACUACCUGCACAGGUCGCCCUGGUGGUUCCAUCGCUUUGAGACACUCAGCAACCACUUCGUGGAGCUCCUUGUGCCUUUCUUCCUGUUCCUCGGGCGCCGAGUGUGCAUUCUUCAUGGGGUGCUGCAGAUCCUUUUCCAGGUGAUCCUCAUCAUCAGUGGGAAUCUGAGCUUCCUGAACUGGCUCACCAUCGUGCCCAGCCUUGCCUGCUUCGAUGAUGCAGCUCUGGGAUUCCUGUUUCCCUCAGGACCUCAAGGCCUAAAGAACCAAGUGCUGGAGAUGCAGAGAGAAGAUACACAAGGGGUCCAGCCCAAGCCAAGAUAUGGCUGCUUGGUGCGGCGAGUGGUCAACGUCUCCCUGGGCAUCCUGGUGGCCUGGCUCAGCGUGCCUGUGGUUAUCAACCUACUAAGCUCCAGGCAGGUCAUGAACACCUCCUUCAACCCACUCAGGAUCGUCAAUACCUACGGGGCCUUUGGAAGUAUCACCAAGGAACGGACUGAGGUGAUCCUGCAGGGCACAGCUAGCCCCAAUGCCAGUGCGCCUGAUGCGGUGUGGGAGGACUACGAGUUCAAGUGCAAACCAGGCGACCCCUGGAGGCGGCCAUGCCUCAUCUCUCCCUACCACUACCGCCUGGACUGGCUAAUGUGGUUCGCAGCUUUCCAGACCUAUGAGCAAAAUGAGUGGAUCAUUCACCUGGCGGGUAAGCUCCUAGCUGGUGACGCUGAGGCCCUGUCCCUGAUGGCCCUCAAUCCCUUUGAGGGCAGGGCUCCCCCCAGGUGGAUUCGAGGAGAACACUACCGGUACCGGUUCAGCCCCCCAAGUGGCCAGCACGCUGCCCAGGGCAAGUGGUGGAUACGCAAGCGGAUCGGCCCUUACUUCCCCCCACUCCGCCUCGAGGAUUUGAAGGACUACUUUAGGUCUCGGGAGUGGCCACUGCCAGAACCUCACCCACACACACCCUGAAAUAAAGACCAGAGACUUAA
Messenger RNA from Meriones unguiculatus (Mongolian gerbil), 1801 nucleotides. It is a transcript of the gene Lmf1, whose product is annotated as lipase maturation factor 1. NCBI's taxonomy places the organism in Eukaryota, Metazoa, Chordata, Mammalia, Rodentia, Muridae. The coding region runs from base 714 to 1781 and encodes 355 amino acids. The transcript is spliced from 11 exons. Gene Ontology annotation, biological process: protein maturation. The record is from RefSeq and is a predicted model, not a curated record. Gene Ontology annotation, cellular component: endoplasmic reticulum membrane.